UGUUUGAACAUUUCAAGAAAAAGUGUAUUUUCCAAUCGAUUUUUUUUGGGCCACCCUAAUGUUCCAUGCCUCGUGUUACUGUCGUAGUUCAUCAAACUUAUGUAGCAUGAUACAUGCUUAUAAAAGAAGAUAAAAAUUAUUGUACUUAAUUCCAACAGGAUGAGAUAUGAUGCAAUAAGAAUGCAUUUUAUAUAAAAGGACCGAACACUUGCAUUAAAAUUAGUUUCGAAGUAAAAAUAAAGCUGUAAAAUGACUAUUCGAAUAACUUUUGUUCGUUUGCUUUUGUCUUUAUUGAAUUUAGUGAACAUUUCGUUUGCAAUGGUUAGCAAUUGUACGUAUUUGAACAACAAUACUGAGUCUGUGCAAAUAACAUGCGGAUUCAUAGUAAGACACGCGCCACCGCUAUUUAUGCAUCAAAGUAACAUACGUGAAUUAUACAGAACACCCAGUGAUUUCGACGCAAUUUAUCCACAAAAUGGUUGCUACUACGAUUUAUUUAAAAGUGCUUUAAAAAAAGAAAACAAACAAAAGAUCAAAGUAAUAAAGGGAUCAUUUUUAUGUGACAUUGAUGACGCUUUACAGUUCGAAAAUGUUUGCGAAUUGGACUUUUCGUCUAUUAGCACAUCCCUGCAGUAUUCAAGUUAUCAAUUUAAAAAUUUAACGAAACUGAAUAUAUCAAAUAAUGAUUUGGGUUCAUUGUUCUUGUGGAUUUUCCAAAAUAUGCCGGAUUUAACAGAACUUGAUGCCUCAUAUAAUAAUAUUAACUAUAUUCGAGGAGCAGUUAUAAAUCAAAAGACAAAGCUAUCAAUAAUGAACAUUUCACAUAAUGAAUUGACCAUUGUAGACGAAAUCACAUUUAUUGGUGUGACAAAGCUAAGAAUUCUGGACUUGAGCUUUAACAAAAUUUCUUCUUUGAAUGCAAACACAUUUGUAUCAAACGUGGAUUUGGAAACACUACUGCUGGGUAAUAAUCCAUUAAACAUGCUUAGUUGCAAUGUAUUUGUACCGUUGAAAAAAUUGAUAACGUUUGAUGUGACAAUGAACGGACUUUCAGUAUUGGAUCUUAGUUGCACGAAUUGCUCAAUGUAUGCUUCAAAAAGUGUAUCCGGUGAAGUUGACAUACGCUUAUCAAAAGUUCAUGAAUUACAUUGCAAAAAAGAGCAUCUGAACAGUUUAGAACAAUUUUGUAUGUCGUUAGGAUAUGGAAUUAAAAACGAGGCGGAAAUAUUUGAAAUACUUCCAUCGUCUUUGCAAACAUUGGAUUUAUUCGCAACGAAUACAACCGAAGUGGACUGUAAUCUUUUUAGUAAAUUCUAUGAUUUGAAGAAUCUCAAUUUAAUGAGUUCGACUUUGAAAAACUUUGGACCAAACACAUUCGUACAUCAAACAAAAAUAACGAGUCUUCUUCUUUCCGGGAACAAUUUGAAAAGUGUAAAUUGUACGUCAUUAUUUAAGCCAUUACAGAGCUUAAAGUCAUUAGGGAUUGCAAACACUCAACUCAAAAAUAUGGCAGAUAUUCUAGAAUCAAUUACAUCAUCAAUUUUAUGGCUUGACUUGUCACAAAAUUACAUUGGAAAAAUCGAUGUAAUGACAUUUCAAAAAUUCAACAAUUUGCAAUAUCUAAAUUUAAGCCGAACAAAUCUAUCGAAUUUUGAAUUUUCGACAUUUUAUCAUCAGACGAAACUACAAACGCUAGAUCUCUCUUAUAAUUACUUGGAAAGUAUCGAUUUUACUUUAUUCGCCGGAAAUUUUCGUCAGUUACGUGAUUUGUUUUUGGAAGGUAACAAUUUACACGAAAUAAACACCAUCAUACCAUCAGUUUUCCCAAUUUUAACCACUUUAGCGAUAUCCAAAAAUCAAUUGCCAUGUAAAUAUGUGGUAAGUUUUUUGAAUUAUUGGAAGCACCUCAAUCUGAUUGAAAAUCCGUCAAAUCAAACAAAUGUUAAAGGUAUUGAUUGCAUAGUCGCUUCAAAUGACACAUCAACAAAAAGCAAAAACAACAUUAUUAUGACACAUUCAAUGCAUCCGCAUACUAUCGUAAAGUACGAAGACUCGAACAUUAUGAAAUAUUCGAUGUUAUUUUUGUGCGCAAUGUGUUGCGUAUAUUUGGUGGUAAAAUCAAAAGUUGUCGUACAAAUUAGAGAGAAACUGGCCAAAAUUUCACUUGAAAAUAAUGGACCUCAUCAGAACCAACAUGGAAUUUCAUCGUCGACAUCAACAUUUGCACUAAUGAACGACGACGUCUUAUAGAAUUGAUGAUUUGAAUUUGAACAUUUUACAAAUUUGUGUAUUAAUAUACAGUGCCGUCAGAAAAUUUGAGACCAAGCUCAUUUUUUUCAUACAAUUUCAUACAAAUUGACGAUUUUUUGGAGCAAUAUUUAAUAUAUUUCGAAAAUAGCUAGACCCAUAAUUUUUUGUACACUUAUUAUUUUAUUCACGGAGAGUAAACUAGUGAAGUUUUGCCAAAAAAUAUC
Molecule: messenger RNA, 2474 nt
Organism: Contarinia nasturtii (swede midge)
Lineage: Eukaryota; Metazoa; Arthropoda; Insecta; Diptera; Cecidomyiidae
Product: toll-like receptor Tollo
Exons: 2
Coding region: 250-2250 (666 amino acids)
Molecular function (GO): protein binding
Source: RefSeq, a predicted model, not a curated record